This is a messenger RNA of Macadamia integrifolia, 1829 nucleotides long. RefSeq names its product cellulose synthase-like protein D1. Lineage: Eukaryota; Viridiplantae; Streptophyta; Magnoliopsida; Proteales; Proteaceae. Gene Ontology annotation, molecular function: cellulose synthase (UDP-forming) activity; mannan synthase activity. The coding region runs from base 351 to 1829 and encodes 492 amino acids. Gene Ontology annotation, cellular component: trans-Golgi network; plasma membrane. The record is from RefSeq and is a predicted model, not a curated record. Gene Ontology annotation, biological process: cellulose biosynthetic process; plant-type primary cell wall biogenesis. The transcript has 2 exons.
CAUAAUCUCUCUAUCUCUCCCUCGAGGAGAGGUUCUCUCCAUUACUUCCUAAACCUACAAAUCCCACAAACUCCGCUGCUCGCCCUUAAACUCCCCGAAGUUUCCCGUCUCCGUCUUCAUCUCCGUCUCCGGAGAACUCUUCCAUCGAACCAUAUACCCAAUGAAUCUCUGUAUGUGAUCCCCUCUCUCUCUCUCUCUCUCUCUCUCUCUCUCUCUCUCUCUCUCUCUCUCUCUCUCUCUGUGUUCGAAAUUCUGUCACGAAGCGCUAACAAUAAACAAAAGUGUGUGUAUCUUCUAAAAUCCACCACAAAUCUUCAGAAUUCAGAUGUACGUGGGCCGCACAUCGAGAAAUGGCAUCUUCCAGCAGCCCCACAAAAUCAUCUUCCUCCAGCAGGCCGCCGACGGCCGUGAAAUUCGCCCGACGAACAUCUUCCGGAAGAGUCGUCAGCCUGUCAAGAGACGAGGAUUUGGAUAUUCCGGGAGAGUUCAGUGGUUCAGGCGACUAUAUCGAUUACACCGUUCUCAUGCCUCCAACCCCCGAUAACCAACCCAUGGGUGCCGGCUCGGCUGCUGGCCCAUCCUCUUCCGGGCCGGGUUCACGGGUGGGAAUUACCAGGAGGGCCGGUGAAGGGAGUAGCGGUGGAGGAGGGAGCAGCAGCGGAGUGGAGGCAAAGAUGGACCGGAGGAUGUCGGUGAUGAAAUCAACCAAGUCAAUGCUGUUGAGGAGUCAGACAGGGGACUUUGAUCAUAACCGUUGGCUGUUCGAAACAAAGGGAACGUACGGUAUAGGUAAUGUGGUGUGGACAGAUCCUGAUGAUUAUGGUGGGCCCGAUGGGGGUGUGAAAGCGACUGAUUUCAUUGACAAGCCAUGGAAGCCGUUGACAAGAAAGAUUCGGGUGCCCUCCGCUAUUCUCAGCCCUUAUAGGCUCUUAGUGGUGUUGCGUCUAAUUGCGCUUGGGCUAUUCGUUCAAUGGCGAGUUCGAAACCCAAACUCAGACGCAUUGUGGCUUUGGGGGAUGUCAAUUGCGUGUGAGAUCUGGUUCGCCUUCUCAUGGAUCCUGGACCAACUCCCCAAACUCAACCCAAUAAACCGGUCCACCGACCUUGCCGCCCUUCGUGACAAGUUCGAAACCCCUUCCGCAGGUAACCCACACGGCCGUUCUGACCUCCCUGGUGUAGACAUAUUUGUCUCCACCGCCGACCCAGAGAAAGAACCCCCACUCGUAACGGCCAAUACCAUGCUCUCAAUCCUAGCUGUCGAUUACCCCGUUGACAAGAUCUCUGCUUAUAUAUCUGACGAUGGAGCAGCCAUCCUCACCUUCGAAGCCAUGGCUGAAGCUGUCAACUUCGCGCAUCUAUGGGUCCCAUUCUGCCGCAAGCACAAUAUCGAGCCACGAAACCCUGACAGCUACUUUAGCAUCAAGAGAGAUCCCACCAAGAACAAGAAACGGCCAGAUUUCGUCAAGGACCGUCGUUGGAUCAAGCGGGAGUAUGACGAGUUCAAGGUUCGCGUCAACGGUCUGCCGGAUUUGAUCAAGAAACGAUGUGACAUGUACAACAAGAGAGAAGAACGAAAGGAGCGACAACUUGCACGUGAGAGUAGUGAUGCAGGUUCUCUUCCGGCUGAUGGCGUGAAGGUCCAGAAGUCCACGUGGAUGGCCGAUGGGACCCAUUGGCCAGGUACGUGGUAUAAUCCAUCACCGGAUCAUUCUAAAGGAGAUCACGCUGGAAUCAUACAGGUAUGGUGUUAUCACAUAUUUUUGAAAUUUGGACUGGAUCCUCAAGUCUUGAAUCUUGUUCCGAUUAACCAUUUAAAGACCCAAUUAUAA